This is a messenger RNA of Motacilla alba alba, 5284 nucleotides long. Its product is annotated as acyl-CoA (8-3)-desaturase-like. NCBI's taxonomy places the organism in Eukaryota, Metazoa, Chordata, Aves, Passeriformes, Motacillidae. Gene Ontology annotation, cellular component: membrane. Bases 3927 to 5102 code for a protein of 391 amino acids. The transcript is spliced from 12 exons. Gene Ontology annotation, molecular function: oxidoreductase activity, acting on paired donors, with oxidation of a pair of donors resulting in the reduction of molecular oxygen to two molecules of water. The record is from RefSeq and is a predicted model, not a curated record. Gene Ontology annotation, biological process: lipid metabolic process.
AAUAAAGAGGGAACAUCCACCAUACAAUAAACCAAAUGCCUGGAUAACCAGGAAAAAUAACACAGAUGAGCAGAUUCAUAAUCCUGAAGGGUAAGAGUGAAAGGGGACCUGACUCAGCAUAACCAGAUACGAAUGUGCUGAGUUUCCUGGAAGUUUUCCAGGCUCGAGAAGAGUUCUCCAGAGAGUUUUCCAGGCUCAAGAAAUACACUGAAUUACACGACCUUGGAAGAACACCAGCCCCAACUUUGCCAUCUAGUGGAAACCUUUUGGCCUUAAAAAUGGAACCUGAGCGUUGUGGAAUAGCCACAGGGUGGCAGUCAGACAUCAGAAGGGGAGGAGGACAUCUCAGAGGAUCAGAAGGCAAGGAUCAGAUCAUGAAAGAGAUUUGGCAAGGACAUAGAGUGACAGGACAAGGGGGAAUGGCUUCAAACUGAAAGAAGUUUAGAUGGGGUAGUGGGAAGGAAUUCUUCCCUGUGAGAGUGGUGAGACCCCAGCACAGGUUGCCUAGAGAAGCUGUGGCUGUCCCUGGAUCCCUGGAAGUGUGAGUUGGACUGUGCUUGGAGCAACCAGAGAUAGUGGAAGGUGUCCCUGCUCAUGGCAGGGAGAAGAGGAUAUUGUUCCUGAGGAUGUCAGAGGUUCAUAAGGCUUUGAAGAUUGUCCAGUUAAGUGGAAUAUCAUUGGACAAAGAGGUGGCUCCAACCUGGAAUAAAUCACUUUUUCCAAAUCAGGGAGGAACACCUUCAGCAAUGGAGUGACUGUAAUUACAGAAAUGUCAGGGUGAUGUUCAUACAGUUAAGGGUGAGGGGGCAACUGAAAGAGGAAAAUGCUGUAAUUUUCCCCUUGCUAACACCCACCCAUUUGGACUUGAUAAUGGUGUGGAUUUGCAGUCCUUGCCCAGCUUGUGGAUGUGUUUGCUUCCAUUAUCCCAAAUUCCUGAAGAGGGGAAUGGUUUUCUUUAUGGAAUUUUCCCCACCUCUAGAAAAGUAGGGGAAAUCAAGCUGAUUGUAGAUCCCACAGGAUGGAUGAGGAACGCAGCUGAGUCACUCAUAAACGGGAGGAUUCGCUGCUUCCCAAGGUUCUUUUACAAGGAAUAGAAAGAAAUUUCCUAACAGGUCAGAUGCAGAGAGCAAGGGCAGUAAUGCAACACUGCUCAUGGGUGGGAAGGGAAGAGGAUUACACUGGAAGAGAUUUCUCCGGGGUUUGCGUCUCCUGCAGGGACUGGUAUUAAAUGUUCAGAAAAUGGGGAGGAAUUUCCACCAAGAAUAGUUUUGAAACAGCAACAAGUAAUGAUACACCCAUGACAGCUUAUAUGAAAUGCUGGUUAUGAUGGUGCCCCUGAGGCAAAAUUUCCAAAGGUCUGAUUGAUCCAUAGUAAUCUCCCUUGGCUUUGCUCCCAAGAGCCAGCCUGGCUUUUUGAUUUUUGCAGCUCAUCAUUUAGGCUCUUGCCAGUCUGGGGAUUUUUUUUUUUGGUGAGAGAAUAAAACUGUGGGUGUUCCCUGAGCCGAAUAAAAGAAGAGGCAGUGACCUGACCAUAAAAUGAGAAGUUUUAGAGCAGAGAAUACUUCAAUCUGUCAGCAAUAAAGAAAUAUUCAGCAGCUGAAGUGUGGAUCCAUACCAGUUCAAGAUACAAUGUAAAUGCAAAUUCUUAGUACCAAGGUUAAUUAGUCCAAUUAGCAGGAGCAGUGCUAGAUUGUCCUCUAAGGGUAAUAUAAAAAUUCAAUAAUAACUCAGUUUUAUGGGGGAUAAUUCCUUGUAUAACGUUUGCUUUGACUCAGGGAGAGAUCAGGGCAGGCCUGUGGGCAGUAUUAUCCUAAUUAGGUCACCUCCUGCAUAAUAGACUUUUUCAGAUGAGCACUAACCCAUCAUUUAGCUGCAGACCAAGAUAGAAUGAUAACUUCUGGCAAGAAGGGGUGCCAAUGUUCUAACAAGUGAGCCUGAAUUCCUUUCCAGGAUCGUCUCCCAGUCGGUUAGGAAAAAGAAACAAGGUGAGGUAAGAAAUGCUGGGUGUUGCCCAAGUAAAAUAAAAGGUGAGUGGAGAUCUGCAAUGAGCUCAGGUUUUGACAUUUUCUUUGUUUUGUUCCUCUUCUCCCCUCAUCCAAGAGGAAGAUCAGAAACAUGUGAGACUAGAAAGCCACAGGUAUUUCUGUCUUCAGCAAAUAUUCCACAGUUGCCAAAAUAAAGGAGGAAGUAUAAAAUUAUGGGACUUAGAUCCCUAGCAAAGAGGGGAGAAACAAACUCAGGAGAGCAUUUUUGAGGGAUGAGGGACAACCUGUGAGGCAGAUUGGGAAUGGAAAGAAUAGUGAAAAGGUCAUGGAACUACAAGUAGGAGUUGCUACCUGUAGUAACUUCAGCAAUUUAGUAAUUGCUAAAGUGUCAAAGGAAAAUUAAACAUUGCAAAAGAAGUACCAAAAUAUGCAAACUAUGAGUGGUGCCCUUGUGGGCAGGGUAGAAGUUUAAGCAUGAGGGACAUCUCUGAGGCAAAAUAUUUACAAGAUAUGUGGCUGAGGAAGGACAGAGGCAGUUGGUGAAGGCCAGGGAAGGAAUUACAGCCGAACAUUGGCUGUGCCACGUUUAUUGCAGAGGCAGGAAGGAAGGCCAGACAGAGGAAGGUGCUUCGAGUGUAGGCCAUGGAACCACUGUGGGUGUUUUAAUCCUGGCUUAGGCCACUUUGUUCCUAAUUAAGGUUGCACAAACCAAGUAUUAAAACAAACUUUCGAGCAUGAGCACCUUUUGUGGAGUUUCUCUUCUGUGGAUGCCCAGUUUCAGGCAGCCAGAGCGUUCAGAAGUUUGUAAGCAGCAGGUGCCCUGCACUGGGCACAGAAAAUGCAACAAAAAUGCUGCCUGGCCUGAAAAAAAGCCAACCCCAAAUAUGCAACAGUGAGAAAACAAAAUGGGUUUGUUACAGGCAUUUAACAAUUUUGACUUGGAUCAUGCUAUUCUUUGUAACAAUAUAGAGCAUUUGGGAGAGCAGAAUCACAGAAUUUUUAACUUAAGAUCAGCUUAAUUUAGAUCUUAAAGCCACAAAAGAGCCCCUGGGAUUCUGACUUCCAUGAAACUGAUGGGUGCAGAGGGUUUAUUUCAUAGGAAUUGCAAAAGAAAAAUUAUAUAGUAUGUGUUUUAUUGCAAUUUAUUGUGCUGUGGGGAGAUUUAGAUGAGAAGGUUCAUGGGCUUACUACAGAGCCUAAUUUUAGCCCUCAUUCUAAUUAGCAUCUCAGGGUUUUAUUGUUUACUCGUAAAAUGUAACCAAAAGCUGGGAGGGAAGGCGUGGCUUUCCCAGGUGUUUUUUUUUCCUCUUUUGCAAAGGGUGUGAAGAUGGUUUUCACAGAGGAAAAAAACCCUGUGUUAAUUUACUGUUGAUAUCUGGACUAAGGAAUGAAAGAAAAUUAAUAAAAAUUUAAAAUAUCUGAAGAAAUUAAAUCCCUAAAGGCAGGGUCUCCGUUGCAAACUUGACUCUGUAAAAAAAAAAAACAAAAAACCCUUGGUUUUGCUUUAGGUUUCUCUUUCCAUUUCAUGGGACAUGGAAUUCCUGGUAAGUAGCUCCAUCUGAGAUGCAGGGUGGUAUUUCAUCAACCCAGAAUAUACUAGAAAAGGGAAAACCUGGUUCUUUUCUCCUCCUGACUGACAUGGUGCCUUACAAUGAUUUUAUCAAAAGCAGUAAAUUACUAGAUUCUUUUUCCUUUCCAAAACAAAUUUUUGCCAACUGCUAAAGUUUUUUAUCCCUUGAAAACAUUGCAAAGAUAUUUCUGAAUGGAGCCUUUUCCUUGAAUUAUGGAUUCCCCAUCAAGUUUUGUGCUGGAGAUAAAAUAAUUUUAAUUAUUUCUAUUUAUUGGCUGUGUUUGGGAAGAGGCACAUCAUAGUCACAGAAGAGGGAGCUUUGAAGGAGAGUCCAUGAAAUCCAGGAAGAAAACCAGACUGUGCACAGGAAUAUGUGUGCUGACUGUGGAUGGAUGCAGGAUGCCUUCGUGGCAUUCCACAACGACAAGUCCCUGGUGAAGAAGUACCUGAAAUCUCUGCUGAUUGGGGAGCUGGCACCUGAUCAACCCAGCUUUGAGUCUAAUAAAAAGAAAUCCCUCUUGGAGGAUUUUCGUGAGCUGCGCUGCACCAUUGAGAAGAUGGGACUUCUGAGGCCCAAUUACUUCUUCUUCUUCCUGAUUUUCCUUCACCUCCUGGUGCUGGAUGCUGCAUCCUGGCUCGUGCUCUGGUACUUUGGCGUAUCCCUGGUGCCUUUCCUGGCUGGCAUGGCGUUCUUCACCACUGCCCAGAUCCAGAUGGGCUGGUUCCAGCACGAUCUGGGGCACUGCUCUGUCUUCAGGAAGCCCAGGUGGAAUCAUCUCCUGCAGAUCGUGGUGAUAAACGUGCUGAAGGGGCUGCCUGCCAGCUGGUGGAACCACCUGCACAACCAGCACCACGCCAAGCCCAACUGCUUCCGCAAGGACCCCGACCUCAACAUGCACCCUCUGCUCUUCAGCCUGGGAAAGAACCUCUCCAUGGAGCUUGGAAAGCAGAAGAAGAAGUUCAUGCCUUACAAUUACCAGCACAAGUAUUUCAUCUUGCUGGCCCCACUCGCCCUCAUACCCUUCUUCCAGCUGUCAACAAUCUACUUUGCAAUCAAGAGGAAAAAGUGGUUGGACCUGAUAUUGGUUGUGAUUUUCAACAUCCGAGUCUGCCUCAUGUAUGUUCCUUUAAUGGGAUUUAAAACCUUCAUGGUGUACUACUGGCUGUCCAGGUACCUGGAGAGUAGCUGGUUUAUUUGGGUGUCCCAGAUGAACCACAUCCCAAUGGACAUUGAUUAUGACAAGAACGAAGACUGGGUGUCUACUCAGCUCCACGCAACCUGCAACGUGAACCAGUCUGUGUUCAAUGACUGGUUCACUGGGCACCUGAACUUCCAAAUCGAGCAUCACCUGUUCCCCACAAUGCCUCGGCACAACUACUGCAAAGUGGCUCCCCUGGUGAAAAGCCUCUGUGACAAGCACGGCAUUGAGUACAAAAGCAAGACUUUGCUGACAGCCUUUGUAGAUAUUUUGCAGGAUUCAGGAGGAGGAAGAUCCCAAAAGAAAGGAUGGGUUGUGAUGAAAUGUGGAUCCAGCCACUCCAGGUGAAACAAGGCAGUUAGGUAAGCCAGGUGGUGCUGGGCACAGGUUGAGCAAGGAACUGGUCCAGCUACAAAAUACAGUUCCUCCCUUUUGAUCUUGAUAAUGGCUCCUGAGUGACAGCAUGAAUUACAUCCCUCAGCUCCGCUCCCCCUCGUUUCCCUCCAAUAAACUUGACAAGAUUGUCCUCA